Poecilia latipinna (sailfin molly) is the source of this 4553-nucleotide messenger RNA. RefSeq names its product neurexin-1a-like. NCBI's taxonomy places the organism in Eukaryota, Metazoa, Chordata, Actinopteri, Cyprinodontiformes, Poeciliidae. The annotation marks the transcript as partial. The record is from RefSeq and is a predicted model, not a curated record. The transcript is spliced from 22 exons.
GCUCCUGACAGUCGCUGGAUAAGCUGAACACAGAAACCCGACUGCACCUCCUCUUCUACAGAGAUAACUGGAUUUUUUUCUUUAUUUUUUUUCCGUCCCGCGCUGCUCACCAACUCCAUCCACUCCCAUUUUAUAUAUCUAGUUCUUCUUCAUUCAUACCGUGAGUCACAUUUGGAGGACACGGUAUUUCAGGCUGAUGCUGUGAUUCACUUGAAAGCAGAUCUUGAUCGUCAAAAGAGGAUUUUAGAGUCGGGCUCUCCAACAGACGCGGAAAUAUGGACGAUGCUGGUUAUUAGGAGUUUUUCCGAAUCGUUUUCUCAUUUUCUUCGUGCAACUGUUUAGGGGUCCCGUGGAAGUAGAGGUCUACGCGGAAAGAGCGCAUCAACGCAGAGAAGUGCCUUGACAGGCAAACUGUGUCUUAUGCUGAGCUUAUCAGCCAACGUGACUCCUUAUGGCAUUUUUCGACUCUGCUAGCUAGGACACGGGGUGAAAAGCCCUAAACAAAAAUUCCAACGGCUCGCCAGAGAAAAUGCACUUAAACAUGAAAAUUACAGUUGCUAUUUCAACUUUUCAUUAUUACAUGAAAUAGAUACUGUUUGCGUAGCCAGGAGAUAUCUGAAUCACAUGCUUGAAGUAAGCUAUGGCAGAGAGAACCUUCGAAGAGUUUAAACUGUUUUGGCGAGAACAGUGAGAUAUUAGGCCACCGGCCUGGACAGAUUUAAGUAAUGCUGUCUGCUCCAGGAAGCAAUGUUUGGCUAAAUCAGUUGUCAGUUAAACCUGUGCUAACAUGUAAUCGUAUACCUUACAAUGCAGCAGUUCACACUUACAAAUUUACUUAGGCAGUCAGUUCUACACCAGACUUUUAUCACAGUUGACCCAACAUACUUUUUUGCGUAACCUAAGAUACAUAUAUGUAAGUUCAUAAGCGAUUACUCCUAACUACAGUCUACCAAGUUUGGAAUCGCACAAUGGUUGUACAAAAGCUGCACAGCGCCCAUCUCAUAUGGGUUGGGAUCCUCAUAUGCUGCUUCAUGGAAAUAGGCACCUGUCUAGAAUUUACAGGUACUGAGGGACAGUGGGCUAGGUUUCCAGUGUGGAAUGCAUGUUGUGAAAGUGAAAUGAGCUUCAACAUGAAAACAAAGAGCUCCCACGGGGUCCUUGUUUACUUUGACGACGAGGGAUUUUGUGACUUUUUAGAACUUCUCCUAAUAAACGGCAAACUCAGCCUUCGCUACUCAAUCUUCUGCGCAGAGCCUGCAACCGUGGUGUCUGACACGGCGGUCAACGACAGCCAAUGGCACAACGUCACGAUUAGGAGAAGCUUUCAGAACACAACCCUUUCUGUGGAUGGCGAGAUAAAGUGGGUGGAAGUGAAGUCGAAAAGACGAGACAUGACUGUCUUCAGCCAUUUGUUCGUUGGUGGAAUACCGCCGGAGCUAAGGUCUGUGACGUUGCACUUGACGUCGGCAGCGGUUAAGGAUCAGCCACCUUUUGCAGGAUGGAUAACAGAUAUAAAGGUCAACAACACGGAGUCUGAAAUGAUCAACAGCGAGGGGGUCUUAAUGGAUGUCUGUGGGACAGCCAACAUGUGCUUAAAUGGAGGAGUCUGCAGUUUAAUUAGCAAUGAACCGACAUGCGACUGCUCUCACACUGGCUUCCAAGGGAAGGACUGCAGUGAAGAAGACAACAAUACCGAAGGUCUGGCACACCUGAUGAUGGGCGACCAAGGUAAAAGUAAAGGGCAGAGAGGGGAGACUUGGCUUGUAAGGUCCCUACUGAGCAUACAAGGAAAAGAAGAGUAUGUUGCAACCUUCAAAGGAUCUGAGUUCUUCUGCUACGACUUGUCCUUGAACCCAAUUCAAAGCAGCAGUGAUGAAAUCACGUUGUCAUUCAAAACCCUACAGAGGAACGGACUAAUGCUGCACACGGGCAAAUCUGCUGAUUACGUCAACCUGGCGCUGAAAAAUGGGGCUGUGUCACUCGUCAUUAAUUUGGGGUCUGGAGCCUUUGAAGCUCUUGUGGAGCCAGUCAAUGGGAAAUUUAAUGACAAUGAUUGGCAUGAUGUCAAAGUUACAAGGAAUCUACGUCAGCACUCAGGCAUUGGACACGCUAUGGUAACCAUAUCCGUAGACGGGAUUCUGACCACUACAGGAUACACACAGGAAGACUAUACCAUGCUAGGCUCAGACGACUUUUUCUAUGUCGGAGGAAGCCCGAGUACAGCAGACCUUCCUGGAUCUCCAGUUAGCAACAACUUCAUGGGUUGCCUCAAGGAGGUUGUUUAUAAAAACAACGAUGUGAGGCUCGAGUUGUCUAGGCUGGCUAAGCAGGGUGACCCCAAGAUGAAAAUCCAUGGCACUGUGGCCUUUAAGUGUGAGAAUGUAGCCACUCUGGACCCCAUCACUUUUGAGACACCCGAGUCGUAUAUUAUUCUCAACAAGUGGAACGCCAAAAAGACGGGGUCCAUCUCCUUUGACUUCCGCACCACCGAACCCAACGGCCUUCUACUUUUCAGUCAUGGCAAGCCCAAACAGCAACCAAAGGACUCCAAGACACCCCAAACUCUUAAAGUGGACUUCUUUGCCAUUGAGAUGCUGGACGGCCAUCUGUACCUGCUGUUGGAUAUGGGCUCUGGAACCACGAAGACCAAAGCAGUCAAUAAAAAAGUCAAUGAUGGUGAAUGGUACCAUGUGGACUUCCAGCGAGAUGGAAGAUCAGGUACUAUCUCCAUCAAUACCCUUCGUACUGCUUACACAGCCCCUGGAGAAAGUGAGAUCUUGGACUUGGAUGACAAUCUGUACCUUGGGGGUCUGCCAGAGAACAAGAUGGGCCUCGUCUUCCCCACUGAGGUGUGGACAGCAUUGCUCAACUAUGGCUACGUGGGCUGCAUUCGAGAUUUAUUUAUCGACGGACAGAGUAAGGAUGUGCGACGUCUUGCAGAGAUCCAGAAGGCAGCUGGGGUCAAACCCUCAUGCUCUAAAGAGCCUCCUAAGCAGUGCUUGAGCAACCCCUGCCAAAACAAUGGGGUCUGCAGAGAGGGCUGGAACCGCUAUGUCUGCGACUGCUCUGGAACUGGAUACUUGGGACGCUCCUGUGAAAGAGAGGCGACCAUUCUCAGUUACGACGGCAGUAAGUUUAUGAAAGUCCAGCUCCCCGUGGUGAUGCACACCGAAGCCGAAGACGUGUCCCUUCGAUUCCGCUCCCAACGGGCCUAUGGCCUGCUAAUAGCCACCACAUCCCGUGACUCUGCCGACACCCUGCGUCUGGAGCUGGAGAGUGGUCGCGUCCGUCUUACCGUCAAUUUAGAUUGUAUCAGGAUUAACUGUACCUCCAGCAAAGGCCCAGAGACAAUUUUUGCGGGUCAGAACCUGAACGAUAAUGAGUGGCAUACCGUGCGCGUGUUCAGGAGAGGAAAGAGUUUGAAACUGACGGUAGAUGAUCUACCGCCUGUGGAAGGUCAAAUGGCAGGUGACCACACCCAGCUGGAAUUUCAUAACAUUGAGACGGGCAUUGUGACAGAGAAGCGCUUCAUGUCCAUGGUGCCCUCCAACUUCAUUGGCCACCUCCAAAGCCUCUCCUUCAAUGGCAUGGCUUACAUUGACCUCUGCAAAAAUGGUGACAUUGAUUAUUGCGAACUCAAUGCCAUGAUUGGCUUCAAGAACAUCAUUGCCGAUCCGGUUACCUUCAAGUCACGGUCCAGCUAUGUGACCCUCACCACUCUGCAGGCCUACUACUCCAUGCACCUUUUCUUUCAGUUUAAAACCACAUCUCCUGAUGGUCUCAUCCUCUACAACAGUGGUGAUGGAAAUGACUUCAUUGUGGUGGAACUGGUCAAAGGUUAUCUCCACUAUGUGUCUGACCUGGGGAAUGGAGCCCACCUCAUCAAAGGCAACUCAAAUAAACCCCUAAGUGACAACCAGUGGCACAAUGUCAUCAUCUCCAGGGACACCAACAAUCUGCACACAGUCAAGAUUGACACCAAGGUUACGACACAGACAACCUCAGGAGCCAAGAACCUUGACCUGAAGGGAAACCUUUACAUUGGUGGGGUGGCUAAGGAGAUGUAUAAGGACCUGCCCAAACUGGUGCAUGCCAAGGAGGGUUUCCAGGGUUGCCUGGCGUCGGUGGACCUGAACGGACGCCUCCCAGACUUGAUGUCAGAUGCUCUGGACUGUGUGGGACAGAUAGAGAGAGGAUGUGAAGGCCCCAGCACUACAUGCCAAGAGGACUCGUGUGCCAACCAAGGUGUGUGCCUUCAGCAGUGGGAGGGCUUCAGCUGUGACUGCAGCAUGACAACAUUCGGAGGACCACUUUGUAAUGACGCGGGAACAACGUACAUAUUUGGCCGAGACGGUGGACUGAUCACCUACACAUGGCCGCCAAACGACCGACCCAGCACAAGGGCGGACCGACUCGCCAUUGGGUUCAGCACACACCUGAAGGAUGCUGUCCUGGUGAGGGUGGAUAGCUCCUCUGGACUCGGAGACUUCUUGAAGCUCCACAUUGUAAAAGGAAGCAUUGCUGUAAACCUCGCCUUUGACCACGUCCACAAA